Molecule: messenger RNA, 393 nt
Organism: Brassica napus (rape)
Lineage: Eukaryota; Viridiplantae; Streptophyta; Magnoliopsida; Brassicales; Brassicaceae
Exons: 1
Coding region: 1-393 (130 amino acids)
Molecular function (GO): RNA-DNA hybrid ribonuclease activity; nucleic acid binding
Source: RefSeq, a predicted model, not a curated record
AUGCUAUACGGAUGCGGUGCGGCUUGGAGAUCUGACCGGAAAGCGGCUGGUUUAGUCUGGAUCUUCACUGAUGACACCUCCAAAGAAAUCACUCGCUGCUCUCAGUUUCAGGACGCCGUUGGGUCUCCGCUUAUGGCUGAAGCUCUUGCAAUCCGAGGCGCUCUUAUACAUGCUUCGUCACUCAAUUUCUCUCAAAUCUGGCUUCGCUCAGAUUCUCAAGGACUGGUCACAGCCAUCAACGCGAACCAUCGACCGAUUGAACUCUUCGGGAUUCUCUUGGAUGUCGCUUCGCUUAUCUCCUCUAAAUUUUCUUCUGUUUCAGUUUCGUUUAUCUCAUGUUUGUUUAAUGGGCAUAAGGAUCUCCUGGCUAAGGCAUGUCUUUGUAUGCAUUAA